GGUCCGGCACAGUGGACCCGCUGGGCGCGCGGGGACCGAGGCGCGCGCUGCCGGCCCGGUUCGGCUCCUCUGGUUGUACCGAGGCGAACCCAUCCGCGCUGCGCCAGACUCUGACGUCACAGCCGUGCAGCAGAGGCAGUUUGUUUACGAGGAAACCUGUUACCUGAUGAUAUCAUGGAGACUCACGACCAGAGCGCCGUGUUCGACCCAGCUGAGCGGCGAAAAUUCGAUCUGCAGGUCGCAUCCAGAUCUCCUCUGAAGAUGGAAGAAGAGGAAGUGAGCGACCUUCAUGAGGCAUUGACUGAAGUCGAGCUGCAGACGUCUCCUGCUUCACGUCUGAGCAGAGACCACGUCCUGGAAGACAAGACUUCUGUUGGAGAUCAAGCUGCUGCCCGUUUGCAGAGAGACUGUGACGGUCCUGGAGAAGCUCCUGAACUUCCAGAUCACCACCACGAAGAAGCCCCCCACCCUCCUCAGGAGCAGACCCCCACAGAAGACGACACCGGAACCUCAGAGAAAAACAAGCAGAAGGCCUUUCAGUUGGUUCUCAACGAGUUGCUGCAGCAGCAGAAGCACAGACCGGGCCGACGCUUCAAGAAGAAAACGCUCAUGAAGAUGGCCAAACUGCUGGUUAUCGCCAAAGGGUUGGACGGAGAGGCGGGUCCUCCCGACCCGGAACAAGACGCUCCUGUAGCUACAGGAGGACACCUGUUACCUGGUUACAUCAUGGAGACUCAUGACCAGAACGCUGGGGUCGAUUCAAGUUCAGUCGACAAAGACGGGGAAUUAGAACCUGGAGGUGGCAGCGACUCGGUUCCGGAUCUGCAGGUCGUCUCCAAAUCUGCUCUGAAAAUGGAAGAGGAGGAGACUGAAGUCGAGCUGCAGACGUCUGCUGCUUCACGUCUGAGCGGAGACGCCGUCCUGGAAGACAAGACUUCUGUUGGAGAUCAAGCUGCUGCCAGUUUGCAGAGAGACUGUGACGGUCCUGGAGAAGCUCCUGAACUUCCGGAUCAUCACCACGAAGAAGCCCCCCACCCUCCUCAGGAGCAGACCCCCACAGAAGACGACACCGGAACCUCAGAGAAGAACAAGCAGAAGGCCUUUCAGUUGGUUCUCAACGAGUUGCUGCAGCAGCAGAAGCACAGGCCGGGCCGACGCUUCAAGAAGAAAACGCUCAUGAAGAUGGCCAAACUGCUGGUUAUCGCCAAAGGGUUGGACGGAGAGGCGGGUCCUCCCGACCCGGAACAAGACGCUCCUGUAGCUACAGGUGAAGAUGGUUCGGCAGAAACAACGGCUGCUUCAACUGAACAAGAGGACUUGAAUUUUUCCCAAGAGGCCCACGGAGCUUCCAGGACUACUUCUACAUCAGACCAGCAAAAGUGUUCGUCCAGUUCCAACAGAGAAGAUGCAGUAAUAACUCAGAACGAGGAAGAGCAGAAUCCAAGAAUAUUUAGAGUCCUGGAAGCUCACAGACCGAGGAAGAGGAUGAAGAAAGCUUCCAGAACCAGUAAGAACAAAAAAGCUGAACAAAAGCCUCCAGACGAGGCUCAGUCAGCAUUCUGUCCACAGACUGAAGAGGAGGUAGCAUCAGCUGAGCAGGAUGAAGGUGUGGGAGGUCAUGCAGGAACCAUCCUGACGGCUCCUGAGGUGAGAGACGGGAAGCAGCUGGAUGGAGCUGUGGGAAAGAAGAGGAAGAGGAGGAACAAGACAAAGGCUGCUCAGACCAAACCAGAGCCUGAAACUUUAACCUCCCAGGAGCUCCCACCAGGAGGCGCUGUCCUGCAAGGUCGUCAAAAACUGCGAAGACGUGUAGUGAAUGAAUCAGUUCCUCCCCCUAAAGGUCUCCUGAAGGACCCUUCACCUGCUGGAGGGCCAGAGCAGAUCCACGCCGCCAGAACGGGAAAGGCAAAGAAGCGCAAACGCACGGCAGCGCUGGAGCUCAGCGUCCUGGAAAGUUCUCCUGAGAAGAAGCAAAGCGAUGGAGUUUGGUUCGGAUCUUUCACCGUGAAGCAGGAGGAGGAGGAGCAGCAGAUCCAGACGAUCAAGAAAAGGAGAGGAAGGAAGAGAAAGGAAGUGAAUGAGCUGCAGAGUUCAGAACUGUCGACCAACAAGAUGGCUGCUGCUGCUGAUAUUGCAGAGGAGGGGCAGCCUACAGCAGCGGUUCAGGGAGAACCGAAGCGAAGGGGAAGGAAGAAGAAGAUAAAAAUCGAACUUCCUGAGAAACUCUCAGAGGAUAUCUCCAACAUGGCAGCUGUGGAGAAAACUCAGGAGGAACAUGAAGAUGUAAAGUCCAAAACAGAAAACUGUGAACAUCCAGCAUCCAAGAUGAAGAAGAGGAGGAGGAAACAGGAAAAGUCUGCUCCAAAUAUUAAUUUAAACCUUCCAGAAACUUCUUCUCCACCUGAAGACGUCCCGGAAACUCUCAAAAAGAAAAGACGGAAAGUGUCGCUCGGUUCAGCCACUUCAGAUGUUCCUCUUGGCUUCUGCUCUUCUCCUUUAAAUCUGAGUUUACCCGAAGAUCCAGCAGUGAAAAAGAAGAAGAGAGGAAGAAGACCCAAAGCUGAAAAAACUUCUCAGAUUCCACAAACUGGACUGACUUUGGAGUCCUCCGAGUCCAAUUUUAAUGUGAAUCCUCCAGAAAAUGUGAAAAAACGAAGACAGAAUUUACAGAGUCAUGAAAACUCUCAGAUCUUAGAAUUAAAAGCCAUCAAGCAAGAAUUUGAUGGUAGUGUGACACCAGAGCCUUUAUGUCAAAACGAGGAGUGGGCGCCCCCCAGGAGGAAACCCCGGAAGAGGAGGGGGACGAGUGGAACUGCCAGGAGGAGGGUGAAGCCGCCUCAGACUUUCAGUAACUUGGUUCCAGUUGAUCUCGGUGAGAUGGAGGAGAAAACCGUCCAGCUGAGUGCUGCUGGGGAGGGCGCGCCCCCCACCAUCACCCCAGAAGACCAAGAACUUCCUGAUCAAACGCAGAGCCACCUCUGCUCCGUGUGCGGUCGCUCCUUCCGCCACCUGUCCGUGCUCACAAUCCACAGACUGAUGCACGCCGAGAGGAAGCCCCUCGCCCGCCCCCCACGCAGGAAGAGGUCAUUGGGACCCCCCCAGCUGAACUGUCCAUGCUGCGCCGCAGCCUUCAGCAGCAAGACGCAGCUGCUGCUUCACCUGAGCAACGCGGAGAGCUGCACCGCACCACUAGAGGCGGGGGGACAGCUCCCCUCCCACAGUGACAUCACCGCCUUUGUAGGGCACCUCCCCACCAGAGGGAGGAGGAGGAGGAGGCACAGCUGCCCCACCUGCUGGAGAACCUUCAGGAGUCCUGCAGGACUCAGCCUCCAUAGAAAGGUUCACACAAAAGUCUGUGCUGCCACCGAGAGUUUUCAGGACCUGGAUCUGCGCCUCCCCCCAGAAACUGAGUCAGGGCUCCCGGAAACAGAGUCAGGACCUCCAAAAGCCAUGUCAGGACCCCAAAAAACCAAGUCAAGACUCCCAAAAGCCAAGUCAGGACCCCAAAAAACCAAGUCAAGACUCCCAAAAGCCAAGUCAGGACUCCCGGAAACAGAGUCAGGGCUCACGGAAACAGAGUCCGGACCUCCAAAAGCCAAGUCAAGACUCCCAAAAACAGAGUCAGGACUCCCAAGAACAGAGUCAGGACCCCAAAAAACCAAGUCAAGACUCCCAAAAGCCAAGUCAGGACUCCCAAAAACCAAGUCAGGACCCCGAAAAACAGAGUCAGGACCCCGAAAAACAGAGUCAGGACCCCGAAAAACACUGUCAAGACUCCCAAAAGCCAAGUCAGGACUCCCGAAAACAGACUUAGGACUCCCAAAAACAGAGUCAGAACUCCCGAAAGCCAAGUCAAGACUCCCAAAAACUGAGCCAGGACCACCAAAAACCAAGUCAAGACUCCCAAAAACUGAGCCAGGACCACCAAAAACCAAGUCAAGACUCCCAAAAACCAAGUCAGGACCUCCAAAAACCAUGUCAGGUCCUCCAGAUACUCAGUCAGGCCCCUCUGAAAGACCCCACAGUGGACCCUAUGCUGAAACUGCCACCUCCGUGCUCUUCUCAUGUCCCACCUGCACUCAGCUUCAUUCCCACUGGUGCAUCUUCGUCCUUCACGUGCGCACGCACGCUACUGGCUGGUGUCAACGCUGCGAUGUCUGCCUGCAGCAGCCCCCCCAGGAGGAGGAGCCCCCGCAGCACUGCCCCACCUGCUGUGAGCUCAGCGGCGAGUCGGAGACCUGCAGGCGUUUGCUGGAAGCGGGACGUGUUCGAGGAGAACUCCUGCAUCCAGAGGAGCAGCGGACACGGGGGGAACUUGAAGGAGCUCCGUUACCUUCUCCCUCCCCCAGCAGCUCCAGCUCAGCCAAGCAGGUGGAGGCCAGUCGUCUGUCACCAAACCCAAAGUCCAACCAGGAGGCUGGACAGCCGUUUUUCCGCCCCCAGAGGAUCAUUUCCAAGCGCUUCCUGAGUGCCCGCUGGGGGCGGUCCUUCAGUCACUGGAGCAGACAGCGUCUCCAUCAGAAACCAGGAAGAGCUUUCCAUUGCAGCCAGUGCGAGCUAGAUUUCCACUUCCUGGGUUCGUACCUGCUUCACCUGCAGGAGCACGCUGCCCAGACACUGCACGCCUUUGCGGCGUCUCCUACCACGUCUGCAGAGGAGCCCCAACUGGGCUCCCAGGUCUCAGAGUGCCAUAAACGGCGCCGCUGCAGCAGGUGUGGAAAACCGUUCUCCAGUAGGGCGAAGCUGCAGAAGCACGAGCUGCUGCACAGAGGGGUCAGGGCUCACAUCUGCACGCGCUGUCAGCUGCCGUUCUCCCGCUCCGCUGACCUGACCGCCCACCUGAAAGCACAUGAGGCCCGGCUCCGCGCGCCCGAGCCCGCGGGCGUGCCGGAGCCGCUGUCCUUCCCGUACCCCUGCAGGAAGUGCGACGCCACUUUCUCCAGCGGUGAGUUCCUGCAGGCGCAUCAGGUGCGUCACUUCACAGCAGGUAAGAGGCCUGAAAGCCCCGCCUCCUACGUCAUCCGCAGAGCCCCGGAGGACCCUCAGAGGGGCGCCCUCGAGUCAUCGCAGCCACCACGCCCUCUGCCAGUGAGCAACCGGAAACACCUGUUCAGGUACCCUCACCCCGACCGGCUCUACGUUGUCCUGGCGCCGCCCUCAGAGCCAGCCCUCCUCAUUUCAGACUCGGAAGACGAGAUCGAAACCUCAGCAGAACCAGGGCCUUCCCUCGAAAAACCCACAACACCCCAGCCCGUAGAGGUCUCAGAAAUGGACCAGCUGGACCUCCUGAUCCAGUCCCUAAUCCCAGAGAGAGACUUCAGCGAGUCCAACAGUUGUUGUGAGGGUAGAGCUCCGCCCCUUUUAGUCUCCCCACAAGAGGACGUUGUGUACAACUGUGCGAUGUGCACGGCGGUGUUCACAGAGCUGUCAGAGCUGCACACACACUACAUGGCUCACGCACAAAGACUUUAACAAGUUCAGGUUUUUACUGUUUAAUGUGACAAAAGAAGAAACAGCACCCCCUGCUGACAAAAGGAAGUGUUGCUUCUGCUGUGGAAGUUUUUAUUCUCCAUCUAUGAAACAGAUUUCACAUCAAAUUCAUUUAAAAAUAUUUACAAAAUAAAAUAACUACUACUGUAACAGAGAAACAAAUCUGUGUAUUUUGCACUUUUUAUACUUUGUCAAUGUACAACUUCAAUUGUUCAACCUGUUUUUACAUGUAAAAUAUUAAAAUUACUUUUUUAUUAUUGUGAA
Oryzias melastigma (Indian medaka) is the source of this 5754-nucleotide messenger RNA. RefSeq names its product serine/arginine repetitive matrix protein 2. Lineage: Eukaryota; Metazoa; Chordata; Actinopteri; Beloniformes; Adrianichthyidae. Gene Ontology annotation, biological process: regulation of transcription by RNA polymerase II. The record is from RefSeq and is a predicted model, not a curated record. Bases 175 to 5472 code for a protein of 1765 amino acids. Gene Ontology annotation, cellular component: nucleus. Gene Ontology annotation, molecular function: DNA-binding transcription factor activity, RNA polymerase II-specific; RNA polymerase II cis-regulatory region sequence-specific DNA binding. The transcript is spliced from 5 exons.